Messenger RNA from Striga hermonthica, 705 nucleotides. The record is from the annotation of a GenBank genome assembly. Lineage: Eukaryota; Viridiplantae; Streptophyta; Magnoliopsida; Lamiales; Orobanchaceae.
AUGGCAGCAUUAUCAUCGUUGCAACUUCCUCUGUGUUGUAAUUUUGGCCGAAUUAACAAGUCGUUUAAUCGGCGAAGAGUGUACGAAUUCAACAUUGUGGCCGGAAUAAAGUCCUUAGCUUCAACAAUUAGACCACUAAUUAGGACUAAUGAGCUCGAUUGGGACGAGUGUGGUUCGUCUGUGGGGCGCCGGAAUUUUGUCGGGCUCGGGCUUGGGCUUGUUGGGGUUUCGACCCUUUUGGGAGGUUGUACUUUUGUGGAGGCAGCCGGGUUGCCGCCCGAGGAGAAACAGAGGCUAUGUGACGGCACGUGCGAGAAAGAGCUUGAAAAUGUACCAAUGGUAACUACUGAAUCUGGUUUGCAAUACAAGGAUAUUAAAGUUGGUAAUGGACCGAGUCCUCCCGUUGGAUUUCAGGUGGCUGCAAAUUAUGUUGCCAUGGUUCCCUCUGGCCAAAUGUUCGACAGUUCACUCGAGAAAGGUCAGCUUUACAUUUUCCGGGUCGGCUCUGGUCAGGUCAUCAAGGGGCUUGAUGAAGGAAUCCUCGGUAUGAAAGUUGGAGGCAAACGGCGACUUUACAUUCCGGGACCUUUGGCAUUUCCAAAGGGCCUGGCGUCAGCACCUGGAAGGCCGCGUGUGGCUGCCAAUAGUCCAGUCGUGUUUGAUGUCAGCUUGGAGUACAUUCCCGGACUUGAGGAUGAUGAGUAA